Molecule: messenger RNA, 2089 nt
Organism: Geodia barretti
Lineage: Eukaryota; Metazoa; Porifera; Demospongiae; Tetractinellida; Geodiidae
Source: the annotation of a GenBank genome assembly
AGUCCACGUGCGCCUGGUUAGAAUGUCCGUGUUUCAGACCUUGUCUGUGUUCCAGCUAGUGUUCUGCAGCCUAUCGCUUGCUAUUUCGGCGACUCCACCGCUCAGAACAUACAAUGUGACGGCCGGCGAUACCUCUGUUUCUGGGCUCUCUUCCGGAGGUUUUAUGACCGUACAGUUUCACAUGGCUCAUUCUGCGACUCUGCGUGGAGCUGGGGUCACCGCAGGAGGUCCUUAUUACUGCGCUCAGGACUCGCUGUCGGUAGCCCUGACGACCUGCCUCAAUACGCCACUGCUUAUUGAUGUUGCUAAACUGGUCGACUUUGCCAAACAGGCAGGAGAAGACGGGAAUAUUGAUCCGACAUCAUCACUGAGUCAGAGCCGAGUCUUCCUCAUCUCAGGAACAAAGGACACUACUGUUAAACAAGAGGUAAUGAAUAAACUGUACGACUUCUACAGUGCCUUUGUAUCGAAUAUUGGCAAGAACUAUUCGAUCCCUGCUCAGCAUGCCCAGCUGACUAAUGACUAUGGAAAUGAGUGUGACGUGUACAGGUCUCCAUACAUUGACAACUGUAACUACCCCUCUGGAUUUGUCAUGCUCCAGUUCAUCUACCAAGACAUCACGUAUGCAGACAACUCCAAGAUGAAUGCUAGUAAUAUGUUGGAGUUUAACCAGACGGAAUUCUUCAAUGGUGGAAGUCCGGGACAGUACUCGAUGGAUUCCACAGGAUAUGUCUAUGUCCCGACACAGUGUCGGGAGGGAGCAGCCUGCAGACUACACAUUGCUUUUCACGGGUGUUAUCAGGGAAGAGGUACUAUUGGAGAUGUGUUUGCAGUCCACGCUGGUUACAACGGAGUGGCAGAAAUGAACAAUAUCAUAGUGCUCUACCCUCAGGUGGUCAAAACCACACUCACCAAUCCUGAGGGGAUGCUGGGACUGGUGGGGCUAUACAGGGAAGGAUUACAUCUUCAAGACUGGACCACAGAUCUCAGCAGUCAAAAUGAUGCUGGACAAGGUGGCUGGAACCUCCCAGUGAACGUCUAUUUUUGCUGUGUGAAUAGUGGAACCAACAUAUUGCCUCAGAAUAUCACCAUUGAUUUUACUGGGCCUUUGAUCAUACAUGGAAUGCUGCUAGGUGGAUAUGGUAUUGGAUCUAGUACUAGAUCAUACGUAACAGCAUUCUCUCUGGAGUAUUCUGAGACUCACAACAGUGAUGUGAUAGUCGACCAUCUCCCUAAGGUGUUUUACAUCCCUGAUUCUAAUGGCGAAGUUACAAUGCUAAAUCUACCACAACCCAUUCUGGCCAAGACCCUUUACUUCCAGGUCCAUGACUAUGAGUCAAGUAGUGCUCUCCGAGAAGCAUGCUGGACCCUUGGUUUAUUUGGCUGCACACUCAGUGACGCUACAAUGAUGACAUCAUCAUCAUCAUCACCAAGUCCCACACCCUCUCCACGGGGCAACCCCUCUCAACAGCUGCCACCACAGACAGGUGUUGAGAGCUCCUCCUCUGGGGAAGCAGUCGGUAUCGCAGUCUCCACGGCUGCUGGAACAGUAAUAGCUGUGGCAGUGUUGGUGAUAGUUGGUGUAGGCCUCUGCUGGGCCAUCCACAACGGAUACAUAUUAUCUCGCCCAAGGAAUGAUAAUAUGAAAAGCAGCAGAAAUAUUCUGGAGAGAGAAGGAACAUUAAUGAGAGUGGAUAAUGAGUUAUAUACCUUGCCAGACAAAAACAGAGAGAGGGGUGUGGGCCAUGAACAGACCAGGGAAUCAACUUCCAGUGGAAGAGGACUGCUACCAUCAGAAGACUUGACUGACACUUCUCCGGCUGUCUCGACUGUUGCCACACCCACCAUCACUGAGAGCCUCACUCAGUCAGUAGUGUACGAACUAGUCCAACCAAUGGGAGAUGGAGGAAAAGCAGGAGGUGAGAUUUUGGUGGAUAAUCCAGCCUAUCUUGGUCGUAAGGAUCCUGUUCUGAGUAAUGCUGGUUACGAACCAGUUAUUCCUCGAUCUAACGACUCUGCUUUCUGAACAACAGCAGUUAGGCUGAAGGAGGAAUUCCUGUAAUAACUCAUGCAUUUUUGGACACAUCUG